Carica papaya (papaya) is the source of this 694-nucleotide messenger RNA. Its product is annotated as centromere protein X. Lineage: Eukaryota; Viridiplantae; Streptophyta; Magnoliopsida; Brassicales; Caricaceae. The record is from RefSeq and is a predicted model, not a curated record. Gene Ontology annotation, biological process: DNA repair; kinetochore assembly; resolution of meiotic recombination intermediates. Gene Ontology annotation, cellular component: FANCM-MHF complex.
UUUUUUACUGAGCUAUAGAGGCUUUACCAGCAGAUCUAAAGACCAGAGUUAGACCAUUAUCUAAAUUUUUGUAUCUUGUGCAAUAGACUAGUGAACUACUGAAUACUGAUACUUGCCUAUUGUUAAUUUGCGAUGGACGAAGAAACCACAUUUGAUCCUGAUCUGAUUCAUGCCAUUUUCAAGCACGUAUGGAGCCGAAGAGCUCACGAGCGUGAGAGAAACGAAGCAACUGGCAUCAUAGACUGCGAGGUGGGAGCUGGAACAUCCAAGAAAAAUCGCCCUACUUCUGCUAACAUAAAUGCGCUGAAGCUCAGUUGUGAGCUUCUCAGAGUUUACAUCAUAGAGGCUGUGCAGAGGGCUUCUUCAAUUGCUGAAGCAGAGGGUCUCACUAAGCUUGAAGCAACUCAUUUAGAGAGAAUUCUUCCGCAGUUACUUCUGGAUUUUUAAAGGACUUGAAGGGAAAAAAAUACACAAAUUUUCAGCUUUGAGCUGGUCAGGUUUCUUCCUGCUGCUUUUCAAUCUCCUCGAACCAUGGAAGUUCUUAAAGAAGUGACUGCAAAGAAAUGGAGUUUAGUGAGAAAACAUAGCUUCUGUAAUUUGUUUGUUCUCUUGUACAGAGAUGAACCAAUUUGGUGCAGAAUUUCUCCAUCUACAUUUUAAUAAUUCCACAUAAGCGAUCAUGGUUUAACUUGUU